GUUAUUCAUCCCUUCAAAACACGGCAUACAUACUAUGCGACCUCUGCAGUAGUAGCCUUGGACCUAGGCCUAGAUGUGUCGAUGUGUCUCUGCUCUUUGUCCUGACCCCUUGUCGACUCUUCACCUACCAAAAAUGUGCCUCGGUGAUUACCUGCCUCUCCCUAUCUGGAGAUUUGCCUCCUGCCUCGGCAGACCGUCUUGCCUGAUUUCUGAGGCUGAUGCUAGAUGCUACCCUGUAAUUCGAUGUCCCCACCUGAAAGCUUUUUUUUUUUCUUUUUUCUUUCAACUUUUUCACCCCAAAUUACUCCGGACCAGGGGCAGCUAUGCAGUGUGCGGCGCCUUCCUUUGCCCCGAGCUUACGCCGAGACGUGUUUGUAUGGAGUCUCCAUAUGGUCUGAGGCGUGGAGCCGAGCAUUUCUCUAUCAUCUCGUGCCGCAAUGGCAGACUCUCCGGGCCUCCGUACUCUUAUCUCGAUUACUACCUCACAGUGACUUUCAUCGCUAAAUAACCCAAGCCAGUCCGGACCGUAGUAUGAUUCAUCUCAGACUGGACUGAUAAUGACCAAGAUAGAUAAGUCAGGUUCAUUCACGGCGUAUGGUGCCAGAUGUCAACUUCGGGAUUGCCGACUCUCUCGACUCCCGGUUUAUUUUCCGGUAAGAGAUACAAGAAGCCGUUCCGCUUAAUUGCGGUUCCGGCCGGGCGGGGACCUCUCCGGCUCACCGCAACUCACCAGGUUAGGACUUAGGGCUCGGGCAGCCCUUCUCUGGUCUAACCAGAAACGGAAUCAUUGUUAGGGCUGAAACCCUACCUCGCUAUGCCGCUUUCGUCAGGGCCAUCGCGCGCCGUUGGAUUCUGCCGCGUCUUGCCGCUCUCCGCCGCCGGAUCUUCAUGGCAGUGGGAGUUUCCAGGCACCGGUAGUCAUUGAAUACUGGCCACACGAGAUAUUCAGUACUAGAUUAGACUGUUGGUUUGAUUAUUAUCCCAGUUAAUUUGAUUUACUCUUUUUUCUAUUCAUACUCGCGUCUCUGCCAUGGCUCCCCCGCGGAAGGGAGCUACUUCCGUUGUCGAUGACUCCCGUUCAGAAGCGUCCAGUGGCACAAGGGAGCUCAAGGGAACCUCCUCUAAGAGUCGGAAGGGGAUAAAUGCCUCUGGACCCAGGUCUGCUACAAUCACUCCUAAUAUGACCGGUGUACCUGUUGUUCAGGCUGCCGAACAGACUCAAGAUCUACCCAAAGUCGACUGGUCCGAGAUGCCCGUUGAAAUCCUCCACUACUACCGCCACGCCUACAAAUUACCUACCCCCUCCGCCUUCUCCAGGGAGUACUCACGAAUCCUCCUUUCGCAAGGCAUUGGCCUUCGCUCUCCAACAUCUAUCGCCGCACGACGUGCUCAGCUAUCCCGUGACCACGAGCAGGAUGUGAACAGUCAUCCCCACCCUGCCUUACCUGGGAAGGGCCCCUCCGAGACCGUAUAUUCGUCAGAGAGCAGACAACACACCACCGGCGUGCAUGGUCAGAAGGACCGACUCAAUCAUAUCAUCGGUCAGGGGCGAGUCAGCAAGGACCAGCUUUCUUUGGCUGUUCGCAAACAUUUCAACAGUGCCGGUCUGGUGGAACAGGAGGCCGUUGCGCGGUUCCUGUAUAAAGUCCGAGAGGAGGGGAGAGGACGACAGUUCCGUCUUCGGUUUCAGCCUUGA
Monascus purpureus is the source of this 1696-nucleotide messenger RNA. Lineage: Eukaryota; Fungi; Ascomycota; Eurotiomycetes; Eurotiales; Aspergillaceae. The record is from the annotation of a GenBank genome assembly.